AUGGGCAUGAAUAUGGCAGUUGAUCUGGAUGCAGAGGAAUUAUUAAUCAUGGGGGAUUCUGAUUUAAUCAUUCGGCAAGCCCAAGGUGAGUGGAAAACUCGAGCCAUCAAACUCAUACCGUACAUGAAACAUGUGGAAGAUCUUAGCAAACGGUUCAAGUCCGCCGAGCUCAAGUAUAUUCCUCGAUUUCAUAAUGAGCUAGCUGAUGCACUAGCUACUUUGGCCUCAAUGCUUCCGUACCCGGGUAAUGCUUAUAUUGACCCACUGGAAAUCCAAAUUCGAGAAAGGCAUGGUUACUGUAACGCAAUUAAAAUGGAGCCAGAUGUUCAACCAUG
Nicotiana tabacum (common tobacco) is the source of this 335-nucleotide messenger RNA. The record is from RefSeq and is a predicted model, not a curated record. NCBI's taxonomy places the organism in Eukaryota, Viridiplantae, Streptophyta, Magnoliopsida, Solanales, Solanaceae.